CAGCGGUGCUGCGCGCGGGGCACGGUGGGUAGUGUAGUGCGGGGCCGCCACAAGAUGGCGGACUGUCUGGAGCGGGUGCGAGUGUCGGCGGCCGAGCUGAGGGAGUUGGCCCGCAGCCUGGAGGCGGCGGCGGCGGGGGCCCGGGCGGAGUCUAGUAAGGAAAUCAAAGACCAGAGGCCACGGAAGGACAACAGGAGGCCAGAUAUUCAGAUUUACCAGCCAGGUGUUUCUAGACUGAGAAACAACAAACAAAAAUCCACUUCAUUGGAAGAGCCAGGGAGUGAAGAGAACAAAUUGGAAGAUGUGAAGGAUCUUGAUGGGAAUAAGGUUGCCUCGAAAAACACGUCAGCCAGUGUUGUUGAGUCUCACAGCAAUGGUGGCAACAACCAGGGAGACGUCACUAGGAAGAAUGGACAGUUGAAUAGAAAUGAAGAUGAAGAUCUAAAGUGCAUUGAUGAACAAACCGUAUCUGGUUGUGACUCUAACAUUGCUGGUUCAAAGCAGCUGAAGAAGGUAAAGAAGCCAGAUCGUCAGAUCUACCAGCCUGGCCGACGUGUGCAGGUCCUUAGCAAGGAGUCGUCAUCCUGCAGCGUAGCCGACGAAGAGCUAGUGAAGAAAACUGAGCAGCUGAGGCUGGUGGACGACAAUAAGACCAACCCAGUUGACGAUAGCGGGCAGGCUGCUGAAAAUCAAAGGGAAACUGGCAAAGAUAAAGGGAGUCAAGAAGACCGGGAGAACUUUCAACCGAGUGUAGAGGUGAAACUUGGCAAAAGGGAGAAGGGGAGGCGAGGAGGAGGAAAGAAAGAUGGCACUGGCCGAGGGAAUAACUUUGAUGAAGAAUCUGAAGACGGGAGAAUCAAUCGAUCCCAAGCGAGACCCGAGAAACCGGGAGGUCCGUCAAAGCGCUACUCGAGGUCUGACAAACGCAGGGAUCGUAACAGGACAUGCAGUACGAGCUCCGCCGGGAGCAACAACAGCAUGGACGGUCCUUCUGGUCAGCACGGGCCCGCCGAGGGCGAAAGGAAGAGAGUGGCCAUCAAGGAAAAGAUCAAAUGUGCUGGUGAUCGGAAGGAGCGAUCGAGACCUCCGAAGCAGAUUUCUAUUUCUUCCACGGAUUCUCUAGAAGAUGACUGUGUUGAGGAGAGCAGGCGUUACUCGCCCACAAAGAGUCCGGAAAAGAGGAUGGGGCUAGAGAGAGAGCAGACCUCCGUCAGAUAUGCGGAGAACUGUGAGCAGAGAGGAAAAGAUGCCAAGUCUGCCCUCCAUGUCACGUUUGACAGAGAGACGAUGAACAGGGCCGUUGCCGUGUCCAAGCAGAACCACUACGAGGAAAAAAGCCGAGGGAAAGGCAAAGUGUCCAAACCUGAGCUCAAGUCCAACCUGCCAGCAAAUAAAUUCAGUCAGAACACUGAGAAGAAAGAGAAGGUCGAGGAACCACGCGGGAAAGGCAGAGGGAUCUUGGUUCUUCCUGCAAAUACCGACCUGUCCUCCACAGCACCCGGCUCUCCCGAUUCUGCCCCAACUGGCCCGAGGCUUCUCUUUGGUCGAGGCUCCAGGGGUAGAGGUCGAGGGGGGACUUCCCGUAGACUGUGGGAUCCUAACAACCCUGACCAGAAACCUGCUCUGAAGAACCAAAACGCCCCGCUCCACUUCCUGGACACCGAUGACGAGUGUAGCUCUUCCUCUCAGGGAGAGACCUACUCCUCCUACACACACCCGUCUCAGGCCGCGUACUAUAAAUUCCAAAGCUCUGACAAUCCAUACUGUUACUCCAGGCCAACAGUGCCUGGUCCUCAGUAUCCAUACGCUGCAGCUCCAUAUGCCGUGCAGUACCAAAUGAGUGCAAACAAUGGCAUGUACCCAGGUGCGUACUACCCAGGCUACCCAGCUGCACAGUUCAUAGCUCCCUUUCAGACAGGCCAGUUAAACCCUGAAGAUGUGGAGCAGCAAAUACGGAGCAUACACCAGCAGGAGCUGGGGAGACUUCUGCGUAUGGCUGACAACCAAGAGCUGCAGCUCAGUAACCUGCUGUCCCGGGAUAAAGUUAGCACCGACGGACUGGAAAGGAUGACUCUGCUCAGGGCAGAGAUGUUGCAGCUAUAUGAACGUUGCAUCUUGACGGACAUAGAAUAUUCAGACAAUCAGAACGUGGAGCCGACGAUGUGGAAAAACACCUUCUACCAAGUCAUCGAAAAGUUCCGGCAGAUGCUAAAGGAGCCGUUUGGAGAUUAUGCCAAGGAAAUCCGAGGAAAGCUGCUGAAUUUGUUAGAUGAGGGGACAAGCUUCUUUGAUGGUCUUCUGCACAAGCUGCAGGUUGCGUACCAGUUUAAACUGGAGGAUUACAUGGAUGGGAUGGCUAUACGCAGCAAACCCCUUCGCAAAAUGGUGAAGUACGCAUUGAUCAGCGCUCAGCGAUGCAUGAUCUGCCAUGGAGACAUUGCCCGCUACAGAGAGCAAGCAAAUGAUACCACCAACUAUGGCAAGGCUCGCAGUUGGUACUUGAAAGCCCAACAGAUAGCACCGAAGAAUGGUCGUCCAUACAACCAGCUCGCUAUCCUGGCCAUCUACACGAGGCGGAAGCUGGAUGCAGUUUACUAUUACAUGCGGAGUCUGGCUGCUAGUAAUCCGAUUCUCACAGCGAAAGAGAGUCUGAUGAGCCUCUUCGAAGAAACCAAAAGGAAGGCUGAGCAAGCUGAGCUCAAGAGGCAGCAGGAAUGUGAGCUGAGCCCAGGGCCUCGAGGCAGGGGAAAGAAAUCGACCUUCAGGCAGGUUGGGGAGGACACUAGCAGGGUGGAGAUUUGGAUUCACCCCAGUCAAUCUCGCGCCUCUCACGGGACUGAAUCUGGCAGAGAAGACGGCACUUCAGAGCAGGACGAUGAACUUGGAAAUCUCUCUCCCAGCGAUCUGAACAAAAGAUUUAUCCUGAAUUUCCUCCAUGCCCAUGGGAAGCUGUUCACGAAGAUAGGGAUGGAGAGCUUCCCACCAGUGGCUGGAAAUGUCCUCAAGGAGUUCCGAGCACUUCUUCAGUACAGCCCUUCCCCCAUAGGAAACACCCGCAUGCUGCAGCUCAUGGCUAUCAACAUGUUUGCUGUGCACAACUCGCAGCUGAAAGAUUCUAGCUCCGAGAACUGCCGCUCGGUGAUCCAGGAGAACGCCACAGCCCUGGGUCUGGCCAUGUUCGGGCUUCUUGUGGAUCGCUGCAUUCAACAGUUGAGAGAAGCUGCGAAAGCUCGUUCCAGUGAAGAUGAGGAAGAUGACAUCAAAGUGUCCGCCUUCCACAUUGACCUGAAGGAGUUGCUCCCCAGUGUAAAGGUGUGGUCUGAUUGGAUGUUGGGCCAACCGGAUGAGUGGAACCCACCACCAAACUCCCUUGUCCUGCCUAAAGAAAUCGCCGUGGAUGUGUGGGCCAUGCUGGCAGAGUUCUGUAACAUUUUCACAGCUGUCAACCAGUCCGAGGUGCCACUGUACAAGGACCUGGAUGAGGACCUCACCCUGCUUGUUCUGGAGGAGGACAAGAUCCUCUCGGGCUUUGUUCCUCUCCUCGCUGCCCCUCAGGACCCGUGCUACGUGGAGACUGCAGCAGAUAAGGCAAUAGCAGCUGACUGCAAGAGGGUCACAGUGCUAAAGUACUUCCUGGAAGCCCUAUGUGGCCAAGAAGAACCUCUGCUGGCAUUCAAGGGUGGAAAGUAUGUGUCAAUGGCACCCGUCCCAGACAGCCUGGGAAAGGAAGAUGGAAGCCAGCAGGGAAAACAACUGGAGGAUCAGGAAGAAGAUGUCAUCAUUGAAGAAUAUGAGGCACAAGACUCCGAGCCCGAGGGCAGUGGAGGAGAAGAUGAUAUAAAGGAGCUGAGGGCAAAAAAGCAAGCGCUAGCAAAAAGAUUUGCCGAACAGCAGCGCAGACAGGAAAAGAUCCAGGCAGUAUUAGAAGAUCAGACAUUCAAGAGACAGAUCGAGAUUGAGAUUACGCCGGUCUUUCUCGUGCCAGAUACCAAUGGAUUUAUUGAUCACCUCCCAGGCCUGGUCAAGCUGUUGGACACUAGACUGUACAUCAUCGUGGUUCCACUUAUUGUGAUAAACGAGUUGGAUGGUCUGGCUAAAGGCCAGGAUCCAGACUACUGCGGUGGAAACCAUGCCAAAGUGGUGCAGGAAAAAGCCAAGAAAGCCAUCGAUUUCCUUGAGCAAAAGUUUGAGACCCGUGAUUCAUGUCUGCGAGCUCUAACCAGCAGAGGUAAUGAGCUGGAGUCCAUAGCGUUCCGAAGUGAGGAUACAACAGGACAGCAGGGUAACAAUGAUGACUUAAUCCUCUCGUGCUGCCUGCAUUAUUGCAAGGACAAGGCCAAGGACUUCAUGCCAAUGCGUAAAGAUGAACCUAUCCGCCUGAGACGUGACGUUGUGUUGCUGACCGAUGACCGGAACAUGAGGGUGAAGGCGCUAACUCGUAACGUCCCAGUCCGGGCUAUCCCCAGCUUCCUGAAGUGGGCCAAGGUGGGAUGAGAAGACUGUGGCACCAGGCAAACUCACGUCCUCUGGAAACUAGUGAAGGCAUCGUCGAGAGCCCCCAGUGCCCGACCAAUGCCAACAACCGCCCCCUCCGUUAUACAGAAGCUAGCUUUAAAGAGAUGACGAGAAUCAGUGCAGUUGAGUAGAAGAUUGUGAUCGGUUACCAAAAAAACAAUAAGGAUAAAGUGAGCUAAAGAAGGCAAGGUCUUGAGAUGAAAGUCUUGAUGGGUCUUUUUAGAAGCAAGCUGAGCCGUGGUGGGUUAUAGGGGAAGAGCAUCCACGUCAGGUUCCUGGGCGGGGGCUCUCUUAUCCUCUGUGGGGGGAAUGGAUUCCUACCCCCUGGGGUUACUUCCAUUAGUGUGGAAUUUUUUCUGUGGUAGAGCUGGGUUAUCCUCUCUCCCAUGCCUCGCCAAGCCACCCCCACCCAUACAUACCCUCCGCUCUGAAGCUUUGCUCCAGGGAGGGGGGGUGGGAGACCAGGCUUAAUGAUUCCAUUAGCUGCAGCUUCAGCGAUGUCAUUUUUUGGCGGGGAGGAAUUCUGUGCAAAAAAAAAAGAAAGUUUCGAAAAACUUUUUUUUCUCAAGAAGACAGACAACAACUGUGCAUCGCCUUGGAGAGAGGCCCUGCUUUUUAAGGUUCGCCUACACUCAAGGAAACUUUUUUUUAAAGGUCGUGUUAAGGGUCGCAGUCAACACGAUUGCAGAUAAAGUGGCUUUUAAUUUGUUGGCCUUGUAUUAAAAAAAGUAUUCCUGGCACCAGCCUAUCAUCAGUUCGAUAGUAUGUUCUUAGUUACUCGGUCUCCUCUUUUUUGAUGGGAGAUGGUGCGUUACAGAAAUUAAAUGGAGAUGUUUUUUCUUUGUAAAGCUGGAGCUGACUUACUGACUGACUGACUGACUGACUGAGUGACUGACUGACUGAUUGUGUGAUGGGACAGACAGUGUGAUCCACCGACUCAGGCAGAGAGUGUCACAUGAGCGAGCUGGUAGACAAGCUGCCCUUUUGCACCCGCUCUCGAUGCCCAAGACCUUUGGCAUUUGGGGGUGGGGGGGGGGUUCUAGAGACUUCUACCCUUGCAAAACAGCAGCAGAGCAAGGACCAUGCCUGGGUCUAAUUACAUUGCAGGGCCCAUGACGGAGAUACCUGGUGACUCCAAAUCCUGGAGCCUGCCAAGGUAUCAAGUAGCUGCCAUAGCUACUCAAUUUUUGAACCAACACACACACGCACACAGCUCUCAAGUAAAAUUUCAGCCCCAAAAGAAAAAAGUCUAUACCUGAGUACUUAAGAUUAAAAUCUCUGAAAUUUGUUCUGUACGAUUCUGCGGUGCUGAAAUUGAAGUUUAUUUUAGACGUUUCAAAACUCAUUUUUAAUUCAGCCUGAUUUUUUUUCUCACUCUUGUUAAUAUUUAGUUUUAUUGGUUAGGUUUGUAGAACAAAAACGUAUUGUAUUGCAAUCGGGUGUCUGUCACCGUUUUAUGUGAUGUUUAAAUGGGCUUUAUAGGAACUAUUUAAAAAAAAAGGCAGCUUUUUGUUUUUAAUACAGUGGCAAUAAUUUUGAGUACAAUUGCGCAUCUCAAAGAUGUGUUGUAGGUAACCAGCUCAUUUCAACAAGCGAUUUCUCUGCCCACAAACACUUGUUAACCGCUCUUUGUUCCUUCUGAGAGUGACAACACUCACUUACUUAGAGUGCUGCUAUCACAAUGUAGUAGAAAAUGUGGUAGAAAAUGCCAUUGCUUUGCUUAUCCACUGUAGUUUUCAUGUGGCUGAUGUUUUGCUUAUUUCUGUAGAGAUAAUAAAAUGGAUAUUGAACCCUU
Callorhinchus milii (elephant shark) is the source of this 6310-nucleotide messenger RNA. It is a transcript of the gene smg6, whose product is annotated as SMG6 nonsense mediated mRNA decay factor. Gene Ontology annotation, cellular component: telomerase holoenzyme complex. NCBI's taxonomy places the organism in Eukaryota, Metazoa, Chordata, Chondrichthyes, Chimaeriformes, Callorhinchidae. Gene Ontology annotation, biological process: nuclear-transcribed mRNA catabolic process, nonsense-mediated decay. Gene Ontology annotation, molecular function: protein binding; telomerase RNA binding; telomeric repeat DNA binding. The record is from RefSeq and is a predicted model, not a curated record. The transcript is spliced from 19 exons. Bases 55 to 4494 code for a protein of 1479 amino acids.